Molecule: messenger RNA, 684 nt
Organism: Helianthus annuus (common sunflower)
Lineage: Eukaryota; Viridiplantae; Streptophyta; Magnoliopsida; Asterales; Asteraceae
Exons: 2
Coding region: 1-684 (227 amino acids)
Molecular function (GO): nucleic acid binding; zinc ion binding
Source: RefSeq, a predicted model, not a curated record
AUGCCAAGUUGUAAAGUAUGCGGGAAAGGACACAAGGGUGAGUGCCGGUUUAAGGACAAGCCGUGUCCUAUUUGUGGAAAGACAGGACACACGGCUGCGUUGUGCCCGGGGAAAGUGUCGGUGUGCUACAAAUGUUAUCAGCCAGGUCACAAGAAAUCUGAGUGCCCGGAGUUGUUCGGAAAGAAGGAUGACAAGAGUACGCACACAGAGGCACCAAAAGCAAAAGCAAGAUCCUUCCAGUUAACAGCAGUGGAGGCGAAAACGGAGCCCGAUGUGGUCUCCGGUAUAUUUGCUAUAAAUUCAAUUCCUGCACAUAUAAGCGUAGACGAUGAGGAAUAUCCAAUAGACUUGAUUCCUAUGUCCAUGGGAGAAUUCCAAGUAGUGGUCGGGAUGGAUUGGCUAUCCCGACACCAUGCGAAAGUCGUAUGUUUCCGCAAGGAGAUAAAAUUAACAUCUCCAAGUGGGAAAUCGGUUACCAUACAUGGCGAGAAAGAGGGUAAACCUAUUACGUGCUCAAUGAUAGAAGCUUACAAGCUCAUGAGGCACGGUUGUAGGGCAUUCAUGAUAUAUGCAAAUGAACCAGACAAGGGGUCACUAAAGAUUGAAGACGUACCGGUGGUACGCGAAUAUGCCGACGUGUUUCCGGAAGACCUACCGGGAAUACCGCCAGAACGGGAGGUAUAG